UCUCCAAGGUCAACAUUGCACAGUACCUAUCAAGCGUAAGUUUAUACAUUCCGCCGUAUACCAAUUGCGUGGCUUAUCAUUACCUUCAGACAACUUAAAAUAAGUAAAUCAACUAUUAUCAAACACGUCGUGUACCUGGGUAACAUAGUGCUGAAAUGAUUAGACGACCGAAAAAACUACUGUAAUUUAUUUACAAUCGAAUUCUGUUAAAACUUCUUUACAAAAUGGAAGAAAACAAAUUUCAGAUCGCCGACUACAUCAUUUUUGGAGCGAUGCUCCUUAUUUCAGCCGCAAUUGGAGUAUAUUAUGCUUGCGCUGGAGGAAAGCAACGAACAAAUAGAGAGUUUCUUAUGGCAGAUCGCAGCAUGAGAUCACUUCCGGUUGCACUAUCGGUUCUGGCAAGCUUCUUUUCGGCAUCAACACUAUUGGGUACCCCUGCAGAAAUAUACGAGUAUGGAAUUCAAUACUGGAUAUCUGUAUUUGGCGCCAUGUUGGCCCCUCUGACUGGGGCUUUCUUGUUUGGUCCAAUUUUCUUUAAUUUGAAAAUCGUUAGUGUAUACGAGUACCUUGAACUCCGAUUCCAUUCCAAAUCCGUCCGUUUAUUUGCAGCAGCAUUGUUUAUUUUACGACUGAUAAUGGGAAUGGGUAUAGUUUUGUAUGGACCAUCAACAGCACUUGGAGCAGUAACGGGAUUUCCAGUUUGGGUGAUUAUUUUAAUAGUUGGAGGAGUUUGCACGUUCUACACGACUUUAGGAGGGAUGAAAGCCGUGAUCUGGACCGAUGUUUUUCAGACCAUUGUCAUGUUUGCUGGAAUGUUAGCAGUUUUUAUUCAGGGAUGUAUUAAAGUAGGUGGCCUUGACGAAAUGUGGAAUAUUAACUACCAAGGCGGAAGAAUUAAUUUCUUUAACUUUGAUCCAGAUCCACAUGUAAGACAGACAUUUUGGUCGCUGACUGUUGGGAUAUAUUUUGUAUGGUUGUAUCCGUACACUGUAGAUCAACAGAUGGUGCAGAGAUUUUCCUCCGCUCGCUCUCUGAAAGAUGCAAGAUUCGCAUUGAUAUGUAAUGUCCCUGGGAUGUUCCUUCUGAUAACAUUGUGUUCUCUCACUGGAUUGGCUAUGUAUGCCAACUACGUCACUUGCGAUCCAUUAAAAAAUCAUGAUGUAGCGAACCCAAAUCAGCUCUUACCACAUUUUGUGAUGGAAGUCUUUGAGGAUUUGCCAGGAUUACCUGGGCUAUUUGUAGCAUGCAUGUUCAGCGGCGCAUUAAGUUCCGUGUCUUCCAUGUUGAACUCGUUGGCAGCUGUGACUUGGGAAGACUUCCUUAAGCUGAGAUUUGGUCACCUAUCGGAGAGCAAUGCAACGAAAAUAACCCGAGCUCUCGCAUUUUUGUUUGGUCUCCUGGGGAUCGGAAUGGCGUUUGCUGUUAAAGAGAUGGGUGGGACUGUCCUUCAGGCAUCUUUGACGUUUAAUGGUUCCGCCGGAGCACCACUUGUUGGAGUUUUUAUUCUCGGUGCUUGCUUCACCAGCUCUAAUUGGAUUGGGGCGUUGGUUGGCGGACUCCUUGGUUUUGUCUUUCCUAUGUGGGGCGGCAUCGGAAAAUACGUCUCGCCUCCACAGAAUUUCAAGCUUCCCACAUCUACUCUGGGCUGCAACUCCAACGAUACUAGUGUUCAAGAUGUCAUUAUGUCAAGUGACUAUCUGUCAAACCAAACACAACCAGCUUUAGAAGGUGUUGACCAGUUGUAUGGGAUCUCCUACUUGUGGUUUAGUGCCUUGGGUGUUCUUAUAACAGUUUGUGUUGGAUUAAUAGUGAGCUGGUUCACAAAAGGCCAAACCGAAAAAGUGGGAAAGGUACCAGAUCACCUCAAACUGAAGAUGUGGGAAAAUCUUUGUAUGUGCCUCUGCUUUCCUCCAGGUAUCAUUGAAAAGGAACAAAAGAAGGAGCAGUUACGAGAACAGCUCAAGAACGUACCGCCGAUAUUAUACAGUCACAGAGAGAAAAGGUCCAGUGUCUUGUAUUUGCAGCCUCCGGACGCUACCAUAGAAGUAACAAUUAAUAACAAUGAUUCGAAUGGCGUCUGAUUCCAAAGAUCACGUAUUAAACAAUGCAGAAUCACAAUGAUCAUCAAAUACCAAAACAGAUGAUGGUGCAUCAUUUGUGGACUCUUCAAGUAUAGAAGAGAUAUUUCAAAGAACAAUAAAAUAACGUGUAUUUUUAUUAUCCACAAGGCGUAAAUGAUGGCUUGGAAAUGUUAAACUGUCCUUUUGUUGAAUUGAUAAAUUGUGACUAUCCAUAUAUUUAUCAACAGUGUCUAAGUUUGCAGUACUUUUAGAGAAGCUGGGAUUUUAAUUCUGCAAGUGGCAAUCCAAUUUACUCUUAGAUCCCUUUCUUAGGAUGAAAUAUUAGUUCUUCAAAAUAUGAAGAUACCCAACUGAAUAUCCAAUUGUGCGAGUCGAUGUACUUUAAGUCGUCCACUAAAACGAGGUAAAAUACGCUCAUUUUCUCCAGUUUUGAAGAUCCAUCUUUGUCUUUUGAAAAUUGCAAUUAAAACGUACACCUCUCCGCUCUAAAUAAAUACGGUGGCUUCAGAUAAAGGCCCGAGCCGAGAACAGACGACAGUUUGGAAAAACCAAUGCAAAGUAAAAGGCGGAGCGUGAUUACUCUAAUCUCUUUCAGAAAAGCACUGUUGACCAAUCACAUCAAACGUUUAAUAUUGGAUGCAAUGUUUAGUGGACGACUUAAACUACAUCACUUGAAUGACAGGAUAUCAGAUUUGCAACACACCACUUACAGGAUUCUUAAAUAACCGUGAUAAUUUUUUUAAUAAAGAAUAAUUAUUGCUGAAUAAUUCCAGGCAUUAUUCCACCAGCUGCAAGGUAUUUUAUUGAAAACAAAAAUUUCCGAGAUCGACCUUGUGUAAAUUCGGGCUGACGUUGGUUAC
Molecule: messenger RNA, 2941 nt
Organism: Saccostrea cuccullata (small rock oyster)
Lineage: Eukaryota; Metazoa; Mollusca; Bivalvia; Ostreida; Ostreidae
Product: sodium-coupled monocarboxylate transporter 1-like
Exons: 16
Coding region: 225-2081 (618 amino acids)
Biological process (GO): transmembrane transport; sodium ion transport
Cellular component (GO): membrane
Molecular function (GO): symporter activity
Source: RefSeq, a predicted model, not a curated record